CAUUCGGACUAUUCUCCAAGUCAAGCUCGGACACAUUCGGACUAUUAUCCCUCGCUCUAAAUCCUCUCCGAUUCUAACGGCUCGGUCGCGCACGCGGUCCCUUGCGGUUGUAACUGCAAGAAAAGAGACGAUGCAGUCGUCGAAGAUGCGCCGGAAAGUCGCGCCGGUAACGGCGGACGGCGUCGACUCCGCCGACAAGUUGGAUCAGCUCCUCCUCUCCUCCGCCAUCUGCAACAACGAAGACCUAGGUCCCUUCAUCCGCAAAGCUUUUGCCUCCGGCAAGCCGGAGACCCUUCUCCAUCACCUCCGCCACUUCACUCGAUCCAAAGAAUCUGAAAUCGAAGAAGUCUGCAAGGCUCACUAUCAAGACUUCAUCAUGGCCGUCGACGACCUCCGAUCUCUCCUCUCCGACGUCGAUUCCCUCAAGUCGUCUCUCUCCAAUUCCAACUCCAAACUGCAGUCCGUCGCCGGUCCUCUCCUUUCAUCUCUCGACGCCUUCGUGGAGGCUCGAAACGUAAACCAGAACAUUGCCCUCGCACUCGGAUCGGUUCAGACAUGCGUUCGCCUCAUUGAGCUUUGCGCGAGAGCGAACGUCCAUCUCUCGAGUAACAAUUUUUACAUGGCCUUGAAGUGUGCGGACUUGAUCGAGAGAGAUUUUCUCGAUAAAACGCCGUCGUAUACCUUUCGGAAGAUGCUUGAGAGGCAUAUCCCGGCGAUUCGAUUGUAUAUCGAAAGGAGGAUCAGCAAGGAGUUCGGUGACUGGCUGGUGGAUAUCCGUAUUGUGAGCCGCAAUCUAGGACAGCUUGCGAUUGGACAAGCAUCGUCGGCAAGGCAGAGAGAGGAGGAUCUUCGGAUGAAACAACGGCAAGCCGAGGAACAGAGCCGGCUCAGUUUGAGAGAUUGUGUUUAUGCUUUGCAAGAAGACGAUGAUGACGAACUUGGUGGAAUUGGAGAUGAAGGUAAGGAUGCUUACGGAAACAACAAUGGUAAUGGUGCGUUAGGGUUUGAUUUGACUCCACUGUACAGGGCUUAUCACAUACAUCAGACGUUAGGGCUUGAGGAUCGAUUUAAACAGUACUAUUUCGAGAACAGGAAGCUUCAAUUGACCUCAGACUUUCAGGUGUCGUCAAUGACUCCUUUCCUUGAAUCUCACCAAACGUUUUUCGCACAAAUUGCUGGGUUUUUUAUUGUUGAGGAUCGGAUUUUGAGGACUGGUGGUGGUUUGAUUUCCAAGAUGGAAGUUGAGAAUUUGUGGGAAACUGCUGUUAGUAAGAUGUGUUCCGUGUUAGAGGAUCAGUUCUCUAGGAUGCAGACUGCAAAUCACCUCCUGCUGAUAAAGGACUAUGUGAGUUUGCUCAGUGUAACCUUGCGUAGGUAUGGGUACUUAGUUGAUGCUUUGCUUGAUGUUUUAAGCAAGCAUAGAGAUAAGUACCAUGAACUAUUGUUGUCAGAUUGUCGCAAACAGAUUGCAGAAGCACUUGCCGCUGAUAAAUUUGAACAAAUGUUGAUGAAGAAAGAGUAUGAAUAUUCUAUGAAUGUUUUGUCAUUUCAGAUACAAACAUCAGACAUAACACCCGCAUUUCCUUAUGUUGCACCUUUUUCAUCUACAGUGCCUGAUUGCUGCCGCAUUGUGCGAUCCUUUAUUGAGGAUUCUGUGAGUUUCAUGUCGUAUGGUGGGCAGCUUGAUUUCUAUGAUGUUGUCAAGAAGUAUCUUGAUAGGCUUUUGAGUGAGGUUUUGGAUGAAGCUUUGAUGAAGCUUAUUAACUCAUCUGUUCAUGGAGUGUCCCAGGCAAUGCAGGUUGCCGCAAAUAUGGCUGUCUUGGAGCGUGCUUGUGAUUUCUUCUUUCGUCAUGCUGCACAGCUUUCAGGCAUCCCUUUGAGAAUGGCAGAGAGAGGUAGGAGGCAGUUUCCUCUGAACAAUGCCCGUGAUGCCGCAGAAGUUACACUGUCUGGCUUGCUUAAAACUAAGGUUGAUGGAUUUAUGACAUUGUUUGAGAAUGUUAAUUGGAUGAUUGAUGAACCUCUGCAGAAUGGAAACGAAUAUGUGAAUGAGGUGAUUAUAUAUUUGGAAACUCUGGUUUCUACAGCACAGCAGAUAUUGCCUGCCCAAGUUCUUAAAAGAGUUCUGCAGGAUGUUCUUUCUCAUAUAUCGGAAAAGAUAGUAGGGGCUUUAGUUGGGGAUUCAGUUAAGAGAUUCAAUGUAAAUGCUAUUAUGGGGAUUGACAUGGAUAUUCGGUUGUUGGAAUCAUUUGUGGAUAAUCAGGCUAAUCUUUUCUCAGACUUGGAGUUAAGUCAGUUGAAAACAGCACUUGCUGAGCCAAGACAAUUGAUUAACUUGCUACUAAGCAAUCAUCCCGAAAAUUUUCUGAAUCCAGUAAUCAGGGAGAGGAGUUACAAUACUUUGGACUACAGGAAAGUAAUGAUAAUUUCAGAGAAAUUAAGGGAUCCUUCUGAUCGGCUAUUUGGAUCAUUUGGAGGAAGGAGUCUUAAGCAAAAUCCAAAAAAGAAAUCUCUGGAUGCUCUGAUUAAAAGACUUAAGGAUGUGAGCUGAUUUGGUACAGAUUUGCAUGUUCAAACCAUGUUCUUUCUCCACUAUAUAUGCUUUUUUAUUCUGUUUAGCACCAGCUAUGGUAGUCUUUUCUAACUUUAUUUUUUGUUGAUAUUUACUUCAAUUGCCAUUUUUAUUGUAUCAUAGGGGUGUGCAAUUUUAAUUUGUUUGAAUCAUUAUUAAUUUUUUUGUUUAAAAAUUGAACGAUGUAUGAAUUUUUUUUAAAUCAUCGUAAUGAAUUUGCUUUUCAUUGUAA
Malania oleifera is the source of this 2804-nucleotide messenger RNA. Its product is annotated as exocyst complex component SEC15B-like. Gene Ontology annotation, cellular component: exocyst; membrane. The transcript has 2 exons. Gene Ontology annotation, biological process: intracellular protein transport; Golgi to plasma membrane transport; exocytosis. NCBI's taxonomy places the organism in Eukaryota, Viridiplantae, Streptophyta, Magnoliopsida, Santalales, Ximeniaceae. The record is from RefSeq and is a predicted model, not a curated record. The coding region runs from base 131 to 2551 and encodes 806 amino acids.